Molecule: messenger RNA, 1242 nt
Organism: Brachypodium distachyon (stiff brome)
Lineage: Eukaryota; Viridiplantae; Streptophyta; Magnoliopsida; Poales; Poaceae
Product: transcription factor ILR3
Exons: 5
Coding region: 144-884 (246 amino acids)
Biological process (GO): intracellular iron ion homeostasis; regulation of DNA-templated transcription
Molecular function (GO): DNA-binding transcription factor activity; protein dimerization activity
Source: RefSeq, a predicted model, not a curated record
AAUCUGCAAAAGCCGCACUACUUCCUUCCUUCCCCCUCCACCACCAACCUCUCUCCCUGCAAUCCAAUCGCCCGCCUCCGCCGCGACCGCGAACCCUAGUAGCCCCGCCGCACCAGCCGCGGAUUCCUCGUACGGCCACCGCGAUGAUGGACGGCGGGGGAGACCCGGUGGAAGAAUUCCUCGUCGGCGGCGCCGGCGGCGGCGACGACGGGGAAGACCUCGCCGUAUUCUGCGAUGGAGGACUUGGAAUUGAGGAUGUCAGUGGAGAUGCCUGUGGUCUUGAGCAAUCUAAUUCAGGGAAAAGAGGUAGAGAUGAACCAUCUUCAUCUGGUCCAAAGUCCAAAGCUUGCCGUGAGAAAAUGAGGAGGGAAAAACUGAAUGACAGGUUCCUUGAAUUGUGUUCGGUUAUGAAUCCUGGCAAUCAAGGGUGUCUGGAAGUGUGUUCGGCUAGUAAUCCUAGCAAGCAAGCUAAGUUGGAUAAAGCGAAUAUCUUGAGUGAUGCAGCUCGUAUGUUGGCACAACUCAGAGGCGAGGCAGAAAAGCUUAAACAAUCAAAUGAGAGUCUACGGGAGACAAUCAAGGACCUCAAGGUGGAGAAGAAUGAGCUACGAGAUGAAAAGGCGAGCCUGAAGGCAGAAAAGGAUAGGCUGGAACAGCAAGUCAAAGCAACGAGCGUUGCUCCUACAGGAUUUGUUCCUCAUCUGCCUCACCCCGCCGCAUUCCAUCCUGCUGCAUUUCCUCCAUUUGCACCACCUUAUCAAGCUCCAACCGACAAAGGCGCUCCGAUUCCCGCUGCCUUCCCUGGAAUGGCGAUGUGGCACUGGUUGCCCCCAACCGCUGUGGACACAACUCAAGAUCCAAAGCUUUGGCCGCCAAAUGCUUAGGUGUCAGUGUCACCGACCUCGGGAUGCUGAAUUACAAUGCCAUUCGCCCAUUGGCAAAUCAGAAAGUUCGUUAGGUCCCUUGGAGAGGAGAGAAAGUUUGCAACUGUCAUUCUUGUGUGCCUAGUUGUUGUUUUGGCUCUUCUUUUGGGGGUCACUUUUCCCAUAGUGAUGUGAUACCUGUAAUUAAUCUGGAUCUUAACCCUCAAAUGUUCCGUUUCUCCCAUGCCUCUUGUAUGAGUAUCAAGUAUGGAAGUACACUGUUCUAUUUCUUGUUCUUGACUUUGGCCUGUUCUAUUUAUAUAGUUGAGCAUGUCAGUACAUGUAUAACAGUUGGUAAAUAUUCUAAGUUAGAUCAUCA